This is a messenger RNA of Thlaspi arvense, 3737 nucleotides long. NCBI's taxonomy places the organism in Eukaryota, Viridiplantae, Streptophyta, Magnoliopsida, Brassicales, Brassicaceae. The record is from the annotation of a GenBank genome assembly.
AGUAAAACUUGGUGACGGUGGCGAGGAGUCGAAUCAUCAUCUUGUUCAACCUUUUCCUCUUCUCCACUACUUGAGCUCACCUUCCUUGUCUUCCAUUCCUCACAAAGUCACAGCUUCUCCGUCUCACUCUCUCUGCUCCGAGCCCAGAUUCUCCUCUCUCCCCUCUCCAUUUCACUCUCGGCUUACCUACCUCUCAGAUCCAGAAUUGUGCCGCAUAUCCUUGCGCAUCCGCGCUCUUCGUCUCCGCCACUUCCAUCGCUGGAAUCUGGUCGGCGGGUGUUUUUUGCUUCUCCAGUGAUUCGUUUGGGAGCGAUUGGAAGAAUUAGGGUUUAAGUGAUUUGUGAAUUGUGACUCACCAGAAAGGUUUGCAUUCGAAGGUGGAUUAUGAUGUCAAUGCUCUAUCACAAUCCUUCGUGCUUGGAGAUUUCUCUCAAGUGAACAAUUUGGAAAGAGUGUUCUGCCAUUGUUGAUUAGAAUUGCCGUUUGUAAAACAGGGAAACAUGUAAUCAAGCUCCUAAGAUUUUCGAAUUACAAAGAGAUCCCAUUUCCUUUUUCAGAAGCCGGCCUCUGCUUCGAGCUCCACAGGGUUUAUCAUCUUCUCACAGAAUUUCACCCAAGGAAAAAUGACGAAAUCACUCUCUCGACUGGGUUUCCUCUGUUUCUUCGUCUUUGUACUCUGUUUCCAGAAUUGCACAGUUGCGCAGAACAGUGUCGAAGAUGCCAAGGCUAUGCAAGCUCUCAAAUCGAGCCUGAAUCUCACAUCAGACGUCGAUUGGUCUAAUUCUAAUCCUUGUAAAUGGGAAUCAGUUCAGUGUGAUGGGAGUAAUCGAGUUACGAGGAUUCAGCUUAAGCAGAAAGGGAUUCGUGGGACUCUCCCUCCUGAUAUUCAGAAACUCUCGGAAUUGACUGUUCUCGAGCUCUUCCUCAACCAAAUCUCUGGUCCAAUCCCUGAUCUCUCCGGUCUCACUCGUCUGCAGACACUGAAUCUACACGGCAAUCUCUUCUCCGCCGUACCCAAGAACCUCUUCUCCGGCAUGAGUUCGCUCCAGGAAGUGUUUCUCGAGGACAACCCCUUCGCUUCCUGGGAGAUUCCCCAAAACAUCAAGGAGGCGACGUCUCUGCAGAAUCUCACCCUCUCCAACUGCAGCAUUACUGGAACAAUCCCCGAUUUGUUCGGCUCUCAAACGCUUCCAAGCUUGACCAACCUCAAAUUGUCUCAGAACUUCCUGCACGGCGAGUUACCGGCGAGCUUGGCAGGUUCUUCAAUCCAAUCUCUCUUCUUGAACGGUCAAAUGGGUGAGACGAAACUAAACGGAUCAAUCUCGAUACUGCAGAACCUAACUUCGCUUGUUGAGAUCUCUCUGCAAGCAAACUCCUUUACAGGUCCGAUUCCUGAUCUCUCUGGUUUGCAAUCUCUCCGAGUGUUCAAUGUAAGAGAGAAUGAUCUCACUGGUAUCGUUCCACAGUCCUUGACUCUCCUGAAAUCGCUCACCACUGUGAAUUUAACCAAUAACCAUCUUCAAGGACCGACUCCAGUAUUCGGCAAAUCCGUUGGUGUAGAUAUAUACCCCAAGAUGAAUAGCUUCUGUCAAGAUACAGCUGGUGCUCCAUGUGAUCCUCGUGUUGAUACUUUGCUCUCUGUAGCUGAAUAUUUAGGAUACCCAUUGAAUCUCGCGCAGUCUUGGAAAGGAAACGAUCCAUGUGAUAGCUGGACUGGGAUUACUUGUUCGGGAAGCAACAUUACUGUGCUUAAUCUGAGGAACCAGGGUCUACCUGGUACGAUAUCUCCGUUUUUAGCAAACCUUACUUCAUUGGAAACCAUCAAUCUCUCUGGCAAUAAGCUCACGGGGAGUAUACCGAAGGAGCUUACCACAUUGACUAAGCUUAAGACUCUCGAUGUGUCCAACAACAAUAUUUAUGGAGCUGUGCCAAAAUUUACGGAAAGUGUGCAUGUGGUGACUGAUGGAAACGCUAAUAUCGGAAAGGAUGGACCUGUCUCACCGGCUGGUACUCCUGGAGCUCCAGGGGGAGGAGGAGGGUCUGGAGGAGCUUCUGGAGGAGGAGGUUCUGGUGGAAGUGGGAAAUCAAGCAAUGCCAAGAUUAUUGUUCCGGUGGUUGGCGGUGUGAUCGGUGCAUUGUGUCUGGUUGGGCUCGGAGUAUGUCUCUACGCCAAGAAAAGAAAGCGACCCGCUAGAGUACAGAGUCCAAGAGGCAACAUGGUGAUUCAUCCGCAUCACUCGGGAGACAACGAUGCCAUCAAACUCACCGUCGCAGCUUCUAGUCUCAACAACAAUGGAGGAGGAAGCGAGAGCUGUUACAGUCACAGCGGAAGCGGGGAUGGUGAUAUCCACGUUGUGGAAUCUGGGAACUUGGUUAUAUCGAUACAGGUCUUGAGGAAUGUGACGAACAACUUCAGCGAGGAGAAUAUUCUCGGGAGAGGCGGUUUCGGGACGGUUUACAAAGGCGAGCUCCACGAUGGGACGAAAAUAGCCGUGAAGAGGAUGGAGUCUUCGGUUGUAAGUGAUAAGGGGCUUGCUGAGUUUAAAUCCGAGAUCACUGUCUUGACCAAAAUGCGUCAUCGUCAUCUCGUCGCGCUUCUUGGGUAUUGCCUUGAUGGUAGCGAGAGGCUUCUUGUCUACGAGUACAUGCCACAGGGAACACUGAGCCAGCAUCUGUUCCAUUGGAAAGAAGAAGGUCGAAAACCGCUCGAAUGGACCAGACGGCUGGCUAUUGCAUUGGAUGUAGCUCGAGGUGUCGAGUAUCUACACACGCUUGCGCAUCAGAGUUUCAUCCAUAGGGAUCUAAAGCCAUCGAACAUCCUUCUUGGUGAUGAUAUGCGCGCUAAAGUCUCUGACUUUGGGUUAGUCCGUUUAGCCCCUGAUGGCAAAUACUCCAUCGAGACUCGUGUCGCUGGGACCUUCGGAUACCUUGCCCCAGAAUAUGCAGUGACGGGAAGAGUGACGACCAAAGUCGACAUUUUCAGCCUCGGGGUCAUACUUAUGGAGCUGAUCACUGGCCGUAAAGCCCUGGACGAGUCGCAGCCCGAGGACAGCGUCCAUCUAGUGACAUGGUUCCGUCGGAUCGCAGCGAGCAAAGACAAAGACGAAAACGCCUUCAAAAACGCGAUCGACCCGGUCAUCAAGCUCGACGAAGAAACCUUAGCCAGUGUCGAAACAGUCUGGGAGCUCGCUGGUCACUGUUGUGCACGCGAGCCUUACCAAAGACCCGACAUGGCUCACAUCGUUAACGUCCUUUCUUCACUCACCGUCCAAUGGAAACCCACCGAGACAGAUGCCGAUGACCUCUACGGGAUAGACUAUGAUCUUCCGCUGCCGCAGGCUGUUAAGAAAUGGCAAGCUUCCGAGGGAUUUAGCCAAACCGUGGACGACUCUGGAUCUUCGUCUUCCGUUUACGGAAGCAAAGACAAUACACAGACAAGUAUCCCUACUCGCCCAUCUGGAUUUGCGGACUCCUUCACUUCUGUGGAUGGACGUUGAAGAAAUAAAGCCUGCGUUUUCCGAUCUCGUUGAAAAGUUUAAAUAGUAUGAAGCAUUGUGUGAAUGUUUUCUCUUUUCUUUUUGUUUUUGUGUGUUCUUCCUUUAUUUUUUUUUACUCUGAAUCAUUUACUUAUGACUUCUUUUCUAAGUUAUUGUUAUUAUCUACAUUCUAGUGUUUAUGAAUAAACUAUCUUUGAGAGGUCUUAGAUAUGAAGCUCUUUCUUCCUAUUUCGACGUUUC